UCUACACACAUUCCUGUGGGCGUAUGUCCCCAGAUACGACAUUUAGUUACCUUAUUUACCCAUCAGAAAGAUUUAUUUCAGUUGAUUUAGAUUUUGGUAAAAACUGGAAUUUUCGGUCUGAAAAUAACAAACUUAUGGAGUUUAAAUCCUGGUGCAAACUGAAAAUCUUUAGUCAGAGAGUAACACGAUUGAUCAACAUGACAGGACAAGAAGGAAGUUAAUUAGUGUGGCUGUGAAUUCUGAAGGUAGAGAAAUAUGGACAGUGUUAAUCAGUGUGCCUGUGAAUUCUGAAGUAGAGAAACAUGAACUUUGUAAGUUAACGUUCUGACACUGAGGGUAGACCACUUGGAUCAUCACAAUUACUCUGUAACAUCAGUGACCACGAGGUAGUUAUUCUCUUGUGUUUUAUUACUAUUUUAUAUAAACAUAUACAACUAGACUGGCUUGAUAAUAGUAGAGUGUUGCUAUAACAUUUUCAGAAUGGCAACAGCUAAAAUACCUAUCCGUACAAAAGGUCAGACAACCUGUGUUCAUCACAAGGGGAAAGAACUGGAAUUCUAUUGUGAAAAAUGUCAAGAAUUGGUUUGUCCAAAAUGCCUUUCCUCUAUUCACAAAAGCCAUCCCCUUUGUCAGCUCAGUGAAAUCACUCCUCAGAAGAAACAAGAUAUUAAAAACUUUAUUGACAGAACAGAACAAAAUGACCAGGUACAAAUUGGUAAAUACAUCACCUCUACUGAUACACUCCUUAGAGACAAUGACAGUACAUUUGAGAAACUGUCACAUCAGUUGAGGAUGCAAACAAACAAACUAAAACAAGACCUUGACAUGCUCACAGCAGAGACACUCUCUCUUUAUCAGAAAAUGAAAGAGGACAAUUCAAAGCUGAUACAGAAAUACAAACAGGACCUGGAGAUGUACGACAAACAACUCAAACAACAAAUACAGGAAUGUAAGACAGCACUUCAGCAGGGUUCUGACUUAAACAUUUAUGAUACAAGAUGUGAAAUAGAUUCCCAAAUACAUUUCCCUGUAAAACCUGUCCUGGGUAAUGUCAGCUUCACUCCAAACAAAAGUCCUCAAGGUCACCUAAAGCUUGCUUUAGGGAAAGUUAUCAUCUCAGGUCAAGGUCAAACAUCAACUGACCAGGAUCGGUCAGUCUCAACAUCAGAUGGUCAGGGACAGUCCUCUACACAACAACAAUCAGGAGAUAAAGGGAAGAAAGCAGUGACAAGGUAUAAACUACUGUCAGAGACCAAGGUGGUGGAGGAGUGGGAGUCUCCAUGUAUCAUUAGAUCUAUAUGUCCCACCACUGAUGACCAUGCCUGGACCAGUGACAACAGUAAGAACAUUAACUCUCCUGGACAGGAAGGGUACAGUAAUACAGAAGGUCACACAAAAGGCUGUGAUCAAUGACAUCAGUCUGUCACCAACAACACGAAGACUGUGGGUCUGUGACAGAGAAAACAACAUCCUGGAGCUGGUAUCAGGACAACUAACACACAGAUUCAGAACCAAGGAGGAACCCAGGUGUUUAUGUGUUACAGCCAGUAACCAUGUCAUUGUAGGCAUGGUCAAACACAUCUCUAAAUUUACCACACAAGGUCAGAUGGUGCUCACUACAAUGGCUGUAGGGACUGAGAAACCAUUAGUGUGUACACCAGGGAGGAUCACAGAGUGUCCUGUCACUCACAAUGUCGCAGUGAUUGAUUUCAGUGAUAAAAGACAUGGUGGUGAUGGAAACCAACAUGUUGUUGUUAUGGAUACUAACUUACAGGAACUGUUUGUAUACAGAGGUGACAUCCCCAGUACAUAUAAAACAUCACAAACAGGAGGUAAAACAUUUAACCCCCAGAGUGUGGUGUAUGAUAGUGUGGGGAACCUCAUCAUAAGGGACUAUAACAACGACAGGGUCCUACUCCUCAGUGGAGGUGGUGAGUUCCUCAGGAUCAUACACAGAGAGAGAGACUGGACAUGGGCUGUAGGUGUAGACAGGAAGGAUGUCCUGUGGGCAGUGUUUGGGUAUAACAUUGUGAAACUACUACAGUACAGCAGUAUGUGAUAGCUAUAAACUACUACAGUACAGCAGUAUGUGAUAGCUAUAAACUACUACAGUACAGCAGUA
Pecten maximus is the source of this 2122-nucleotide messenger RNA. RefSeq lists its product as uncharacterized. The record is from RefSeq and is a predicted model, not a curated record. Lineage: Eukaryota; Metazoa; Mollusca; Bivalvia; Pectinida; Pectinidae. The transcript has a single exon. Bases 1313 to 2059 code for a protein of 248 amino acids.